AUGCUACUGCCCGGCGGCCUGGUCAAACACAGCGGCGGCACCGCCCUCGACGGCGGCGGCGGAGAGGGGGGCGCCGAGGCGGCAGAGCGGCAGCGGCAGCAGGGGCUCGCGCUUGUGGGGCAGCUGGCGGCUGUGGCGGAGGGCGACCUGGACUCGUUAGAAGCAAGUGAUCUUGCUUGGCUGUCGUGGGUGGUCGCGACGGCCGCCGCGGCCGCCCGCGCCGGCAGCGCGGGGCCGGGCGCCGAAGCACGCGCGGCGGAGGCGGAGGCGGAUGCCGCGGCGCGGCUGUCCCGCGUGUACGCGUGCGCCGCGGGCUGGGGGGCCGGCGUGUUUGGCGCCGCCGACGCACACCUGCUGUACACGUCGCACGAGUGGCUUGUGCGGGCGCAGCUGCGGCGGCCGGACACCGCUGCUGCUGCUGCUACUGCUGCUGCUGCUGCUGCUGCUGCUGCUGCUGGAGAUGGUGUGGGGCACGACGAGCCCCUCCCCGCCAAGGUCCUAGCAGCAGGCAAGCGCGCCGCAGUCCGGCAGGCUGCCGCCGCCCGCAGCAGCGCAUUCUGCCGCGGCGUCCUUGCGGCCCUGCGGGACCCGCCUGAUGCCGCCAGCGACCACAGCCGCGACGCCGGCGGCCCCGCGCCGCUGUCCGCGCGAGCCGCGCUGCCGGAGGCGCUGUCGGCGUCGGCGCGCGGCGCGGCGCAGCUGGAGGGCCUCUCUCAGGAGCAGCUGCUGCCCCAAAUUGUCUUGGAUGAGGAGGAGAAUGAAACGGCAAUCCUGAUCGUGCUCGUGCCGGAGGCGCAGGAGAGCCGCACGCGCCCGGCGACGCCCACCGGCUGGGCCGCAGCCGCCGCGCAGCUGCUGGGCGCCGAUGGGUGCGUCAGCAGCGGCGGCACUGGGGGCCAAGGCGGCAGGCGCAGGGUGGUGGUGCUGAUGCAGUCAGGGUAUGAGGCCGCAGAGCGGGCGGGCGGGGCGGCUGGCAUUCAGGAGUGGCUGCGGGACCAGCUGGCGUUUUAA
Molecule: messenger RNA, 1011 nt
Organism: Monoraphidium neglectum
Lineage: Eukaryota; Viridiplantae; Chlorophyta; Chlorophyceae; Sphaeropleales; Selenastraceae
Exons: 2
Coding region: 1-1011 (336 amino acids)
Source: RefSeq, a predicted model, not a curated record